Messenger RNA from Plodia interpunctella (Indianmeal moth), 1779 nucleotides. RefSeq lists its product as uncharacterized. Lineage: Eukaryota; Metazoa; Arthropoda; Insecta; Lepidoptera; Pyralidae. The record is from RefSeq and is a predicted model, not a curated record. Gene Ontology annotation, cellular component: membrane. Bases 180 to 1553 code for a protein of 457 amino acids. The transcript has 10 exons.
AUGGCAUCACUACAAUAAUACUACAAAGUGCAGUGCACGUAGCAAAAGAGAAUCAAGUUACGUGGGAAAACAAACAUUUAAUAUUAUUGAAAGAGUGAUAUAUUACUUGUUUAAUCCUCCACUAUUUGAUUGGUGAUCUACGGUUAUUGUCGUCAAUUAAAUUAGAUUAACGGGCCAAGAUGUGUCCCAUUUGGCCUCUGCACUUGAUCAUCCUGUACCUGCUGGCGCUGUGUCCGCUGUGGGUGAUCUGCCAGGAGCUGCCCAACCUGAUAGCCAACUUCAGUACCAGCACGGUCGAGGUGCACAUGGACGAGCAUGACUACGUCAACUUAGUGGUUCAUGCCUAUGGCUAUGGGAUGCAGCCUGGAGACACGUUCUCGUUGUCGACGGCGAACAGUCACGUGGCCACAGCGGAGUGGAACUCCACGUACCAGGUGACGGAGGCGGGGAACGAGUGGGGCGGCCGGGUCAGGGUCAAAGGGAACUUUUUAGGUAGAACGGAUCUACACGUGGAAGCAAAUCGUGGCGGGCAGACGUAUCCUGUAAACAAUACACUCCCAAUAAUCGUGACGAGGCCGGUGCGAGUCAUAGACACUGUGUUCACGUCCAGUGUUGCCACAUUUGUGUCCCUCAUCUUCAUAAAUUUCGGAUGCGCGAUGCACUGGCCCACAGUAAAGGAGGUGGUGAAGCGACCCAUCGGGCCCUUAAUAGGGAUGGUGGGGCAGUUCUUGUUCAUGCCUUUGAUCUCGUUCGGGCUGGGCUUCCUGAUCUUCCCGCACUGGCCGGAGAUGCGCCUGGGUAUGUUCUUUACGGGCGUGUCCCCGGGCGGUGGCGCCUCCAACAUCUGGACCUUCAUCCUCGGCGGCAACCUCAACCUGUCCCUCGCCAUGACCUCUAUGUCCACUCUGCUCUCAUUCGCCGUAAUGCCAGCCUGGCUAUUCUCCCUGGGCCAGGUGGUGUUCGCGAACGCUCACAUCGGCGUGCCGUACACGCGCAUAGCGACGUUCGUGGCCGGGCUGCUGGCGCCGCUGGCCGCGGGGCUGGCCUUGCAGCGCUGGACGCCCAAAUUAGCUUCGUUCAUGGUCAGAAUUCUGAAAGGAUUUUCGACCUCAUUGCUAUUGUUUAUUAUAGUGUUCGCCAUAAUAACCAAUUUGUAUAUCUUCGAGCUGUUUACGUGGGAGAUCAUAGUAGCCGGUAUGGGCAUCCCAUGGUUGGGCUACGUAUUCGGAUACGCGUUGGCCCGCAUUCUCAAGCAGCCGCACCCGGAUGCGUUAGCUAUCUCCAUAGAGACUGGCAUACAGAACACGGGAAUUUCUAUAUUCCUGCUACGUUACGCCCUGGACCAGCCAGAAGCUGAUCUUACUACAGUGGUGCCAGUGUCGGUGGCUAUAAUGACACCGAUCCCCAUGACAUGCAUCUACAUCUAUCAGAAGAUAUCUGCUUGCAUCGCAAACAGAAAUCAGCACAAAAAAAUUGUCGAAGACCUUACACCAGUAUCAGAGCGAGUCGAGCCCGACGUCGUCCCAGCCGCUGAUGUCGAAAAACGAAGCUGAACAGGUUUGAACUGCUCCGAACUGGUUUCAACCGGUCUGAACGGGCUCUAACGUUAUUUAUUAUUAUAGAACCUAGUGUUGCGUACCUUAGUUUAGUUAUUGUACACAGGAUGUGAUAGAUUUUGUUGGAUUCAGGUUGUGUUUAUAAAAAGUCUAUUUAUAUUCGGCGACAGUUUAAAAAAUGUAUCGACUUCGUCUUUUUUCAAACUACAGAUUACUGCCGCGC